Meleagris gallopavo (turkey) is the source of this 1942-nucleotide messenger RNA. RefSeq names its product intraflagellar transport 25 (gene IFT25). NCBI's taxonomy places the organism in Eukaryota, Metazoa, Chordata, Aves, Galliformes, Phasianidae. The record is from RefSeq and is a predicted model, not a curated record. Gene Ontology annotation, cellular component: intraciliary transport particle B; cilium; centrosome. Gene Ontology annotation, biological process: multicellular organism development; intraciliary transport.
AUGGCCACCUCCAGCGACCCGCGGCACCCGGCCGGGAACGUGGCAGACGGAAAUUCCGAAACGUUCUGGACGACAACAGGGAUGUUCCCACAGGAGUUCAUCAUUGGCUUUCCCAGACGCGUGACCGUCAGCAAAGUGGCGAUCCAGUGCUACCUGGUGCGGACCUUAAGGAUUGAAAGAAGCGUAUCUAAAGACCCAGUAGAUUUUGAAGAGUGCAUUGAAAAAGAUUUGCAACACACAGAAGGACAGCUUCAAACGGAAGAAUUUCCACUUCCUGAUUUCCAGGCCACUUAUUUGCGAUUCAUCAUCAAAUCUGCCUUUGAUCAUUUUGUAUCAGUGCACAGGGUGAUGGCAGAGGGCACAGCAGAAGACACCUAAGUCUGGUUUAAAUUUGUACCUCAUCUUUUUGGUUUUAUAUUUUGAUAUCUCUAUCACAGGAAAUAUUUAUUACAAGCUAGUAUUAAAGUGUUUUUGAAGAUACAGAUGCAGUAUGUGUUAACCAUCAGUUUAUUGUACAGAACACAGUACUCAUUAAUUGUAAUAGCAGAUUUUAUAACCUAAAGAGUUAAAAACACUUGAACGUAGCCAGGUCCGUUUAAAUAAUUGUGUUUAGCUCAGGCUUUCUUAAUACAUGAAUUGAAACUCAGUUUUCUGUGAGAUGUUUCCCUUGCAUUCUGAGUAGAAAAGGUGUGAAAUACUUAAAUGUCAAAGAAGCUCUUCAAAAGUUUUUAAAUUGGAAAUUUUCUCAUCAACUAAAACUUUAAUAGGAUGAAUGGAAGCUACUAAUGCUUGUAAAUAACCAGAAGGAAAAAAACAAGCAACAACCAUGGCGGUCUGAAAGGUUUGUUUGUUUAUUUGUUUGAAUAAUUGAGAUCAAUCCUUUGUUUCUAAAAAUAUUUUAUAAAAUCAGGUCACAGCUGUCUGUGCUUUUUGCUGUGACUGUCAUAACAAAUAUUAUAGAAACAAAUGUCAAGAGAUUGUCUCAUUCAGAAGCCUUCUAAAGUGAGUGAAACUGAAUGUUUAGAAAAAUGGUAUGUAUACAAGAGAGAGAGAAACUUAAAAACGUGCAAUCAGUUGUUUUGCAUGAAAUUGGCUCUUGCAAAUGGCACCACCCCUACAGUUUAUCCUGCACCGUAGGAAUGUAGAUGUUGGUAUCCAGUCACAACAGCUCAACGGAUUCCAAUGGCAUUCAUUACUGCACGUGGUGCAGCGCAGAAAGAUCGAUGUAAGCACAACAGCUGAGGUGGCUGUGAUAGACCUGAACAUCUCCAGACACACGAAUGAUGAACCACAUUAUGGAUGGUCUUCAAAUGCACUACGUUAUUCUCCUUCUAGUCGUUUCUAGCAUUUUGAGAUUUUGGUUUUUUAACUCUUAGGUCUAUGAAAACUUAUCCAUUGAGCUUUUAUAUCCAGAUAGUCUUUACUCUGAUGUCCUCUUCUUUUUCUAUUUCAGUUUUUCCAGGACAGUGCGUAUUUCCUGGGGGUGGUAAUUCCAAGGCCCCACUCCUCCCUGCAAAGGCAAUAAAGUUAUACAGUGAAGCUCAAAUACACGGAGCAGAAGUCUUUACAGCACAGUGCUUAAAUCAGAACGGUGGGUGGGUGUGCUUGGGCUUCCUUUGCUUGGCAGCCGUUGCGCAGGAGAUGGUGUGUGCACAAGUCACACCCUGCUGUGUAACUGGGACAGUGCCCAUGUCUGGCUCCUGGAGCUGGGGAGUGUGCCUGGAUCUUGCAUUUAGAUGCAGCUAGGUUUUUUAAUAAGCCACAAAAUAAAUAUUUGAGCAGGACUGAGGUGUACAUCAAAUAUGUACAUUGUGAAGGCCCAGACUGGUUUUGCUGCAAGUCCUCUUUUUUCCCUACGGUUACAGUGAAUUGUGAAACGACUGGCUAUGAAACAGAGUGAAAUACUGACUGUUGAAUAAAAUGUAAGACAUUGUUAUUUUAA